Messenger RNA from Ustilaginoidea virens, 360 nucleotides. RefSeq lists its product as uncharacterized. The coding region runs from base 1 to 360 and encodes 119 amino acids. The record is from RefSeq and is a predicted model, not a curated record. NCBI's taxonomy places the organism in Eukaryota, Fungi, Ascomycota, Sordariomycetes, Hypocreales, Clavicipitaceae. The transcript is spliced from 4 exons.
AUGGCGCAGGAUAUGCCCCCCCGGGGCGGAUACGAGCCCAUCCAGUACAAGCGAAAUCUCCCUGCCAAGGGCUUCCGUCCGGGUGUUUUGCUGAUGGGAGCGGGGGCAAUCAUGGGCUUUGGCUGGUACAAGCUGAUCGUCGGUAUACGCGAGGCCAACGAGCUGGCCCGUGAAAAGAUGUGGGCGCGCAUCAAUCUGAUCCCCCUGCUGCAAGCCGAAGAAGACCGCGACCAAGUCCGGAGAUACUGGGCCGACCAGGCGCGCGAGAAGGAGCUGCUGGGUGAGAACACCAAGGUGUACAACAACGAAAGGCGAUUUGUGCGACCGACCCUUGCCGUCUCGCCUCCGCCUCUGAAAUAA